AUGAUAUAAAAUUGGAUCGGGAAAUUAUUAUUUAAUAUUUGCGGUGAUCUAGUUGAGGUAUUCUAAAUGAUUCUAUUUAUAUCAAGGAUUUUCCAAACAAUGAAAUUGAAAUAAACAAAUGGUAAGGAGUUGGUGAGAAAAGAAACCUAAAAUUUAAAUAAAAUAAAGUAAGAGAAUGGAUGAUGGAAUAUUUUGGAUUAAAUGUAGAUGUAAAGAGAGCUGAAAUUGAAUUAUUAUAAUUUAAAAUUCCAUGGAAUAGAAUUUGGAAAGAACCAACCAAAAUACUUGUCAAAGAUGCCUAUAUUUGUGUAUAAACAAGAAAUGAAUUCUCUCUUGAAUUAAUACGUCUAUAAUACUAAAAUGAUCUAAAAGAUUUCAUUGAACAUUGCUACAAGAAACUCUUUAAUAAUUUUACUAAUACAAAAAAAUAAAGCAAACUUAAAAGAGUUCUCAAAAAUUUCUUUUCUGAAAUGAUCAUCUUAGAAGUUUAAAAUUUUCAUCUCAGAUUAGAAGAUGAAAAUAAUGCUGUAAAGCACAAUCGUGUAGCAUUAGGUGUAUUAUUUAAAACUCUAACCUUAUAACCUUCAUAUAAUAAUAAAAAUGAAUUAGAAAUUAAAAGAAAAUUAGAUUUUUCUGUUGAAGCUUUAACAAUGUAUUUAAAAAUUGAACCUAUAUCUAAACAAUCUACUGGUAUUUCACCUGAUCACCUUGAAUAGCAAGUAUAAUAAUAAUUAUAAUUAUAUAGAAUAUUUUAAUAGAUCCAUUAUAAUUUAGAAUACUUAUCCACACUAAUUUAACAUAAUAAGAAGAAAUCCCUCUUAAAUAUAUUGAAAUUUAAUUUGGUGAUGAUGUAAUCUUAUUAUCUAUAAUAUUAGAUUAAACUAAAUAUUGAUGAUUAAUAAUUUUAAACUAUUCUUAAAUUAUUAAAAUUAAGAGAAUGGUAUUGUCAAUAAGGAGAUCAUUUAUAAUAUAGACCAUAAUAUAAAUCUAGUCCCAAAGAUAAUGCUUCCGAAUGGCUACUUUAUUGGAAAGAAAUUGUUAAAGUUAUGAGAUAAAGAAUUAAUAAAUAAAAAAUAGCAUUAAAAGCUAAAAUGAGAAAUGAUUUAGUUAAAUACAUUAUUGUUGAUUUCCUUCAUUAAUAAUAUUAACAAAAUGAUGAUAAUAAAUAUUAAUAUGAAGAUUAAAUGAUGUUAUAUACAGAAAUGAUGCAAAAUAAAUAAUAAUUAGAAGAAAAACUCUUAUAAGAAGAAAUAGAACUUGUUUUUUAUAAAGUGAGUAAAAUAUUAAACUCUCCAGAAUAAUUGAAAGAUAUUCUAGUCAAAAUGAAUCUAGAAUAACCAUAAUAAUAAGAAAAAAAAUAAACUAUUUGGUCAUAUUUUUGGAAAUAAAAGUAAUAACCAGAAGAGGGUACAGAAUUUCAAUCUAAAUAUGAAAAGUUGUACACCUAAAUAAGCUAAAAUGAAAAUAGAUGUUUGAAAAGACUAGAAAUAAGAAUUUCAAAUAUAUUGGUAUUUCUUUAUUUUAUUUAGAUUAAUCUCAAAAUAGCCUAAGAAAGAUCUACUGUGUUUAUGAAAAUAGAGUUAUAAGAAUCCCUUUUAUAGUAUGAAUCAUUUUAAAAGAUCAGAAAAUUUAUAUUGAAAUUUAAAAGAAUCACUGCAUAUGAUUGUUUAAACCCAAAUAAGGAUUUUUAAACCAUUUUUUGUUAUCAUUCCUAUAUUGAAAGAUCUUAAAGAAAUCAGUAUUUAAGUUAAGAAUAAUCAUAAAUCGAAACUUCUUUUGAAUACAAUAAAGAAGUGAAUAAAUCAAUUUUUAAAGUUAAAUCAUUACCUCAUUUAAUGUCUUUAAAUGAUACAGUUUUAGCACGUCUAUAGCCAUUUCUUAAACAAUUAAGAAAAAAUGAUUAUUUUUAUGACAUAGUCUUCAUAAGUUAAGGUAAUUUCAAAAAAAGUGAAUUUGUAAAUGUGAUAUCUAAAUUAUGCAAAGCAAAUAGUUUAAUAAUAGACAUUAAUCUAUCUCAUGUUACAAUAAGAAUUCCUGAAAGUGCAAUUAAAACAAAUUGUCCAGUUUUAGAAAUCACUUUAGAAAAUUACCUUUUAUAAUUUCAUAAUACAGUGAUAUAAUAAAUAAAUAAAUUUGCUAUAAAUUUUUAAUAUGUUGAAAAGAAUAGUAAAUAAUCUAUUCAUAUAUUACAACCAGUUUCAUUAACAACAAAAGUAGUGUAAUAAUAAUAAAAUCAAGAUGAAGGAACAUCGACUGAAUAAACUGACCUUAUUUUUGAAAACAAAAUUAGCGAUAUAUUUAUAACAAUUCCUAUAUUGAAGACAGAUUUUUUUAAAAAUUUUGUUUACAAUGUUUUAGGAACUUUAGACAAUUUAAAAAAGAUUUCAAUAUUUUUAUAAAAGGAAGAUUCUGUUAAUUAAUCAUCAUCAGUCAAUUCAGUAAAUAGAAGGAAAAGAUCAAGGUCUUGGUCUAAAUAAAGAGAUUAAUCAUCCAGAAGGGAAGAUUGUUCUUCUUAAACUAGUGAAAUAUAUUAUGAUGCUGAAGAAUUUAUUAAUAUUCCUUUUAUUUAAUCAAUAAAUCACAGUAGACAAUAAGUAUCUCCUUAAGAGAAGAGAGAAGAAAUGCUUAAAAAAUGGAAUAAAAUUAGAAUCAAUCUCAAUUAUUUAGUUAACAAAAUAUUUAAAGAAGCUGAUCCAAAAAUUAGUAAAUUUCUUGAGUCUUUAAGAUUAAAAGCAGUAUUUGAAUUACAAAAAUUUUAAAUCAAAGUUGCAAUUUAAAAAAAUAAUGAAAGAAAUUCAUAUUUUUUUAUUGAAAAUAUUAAUCUUACAAUUUAAAAAGCAUUUAAAGUCAAACAUUUUGGAUUAUAGUUAGAUAUUAAUACUAUUACUUUAUCAAUAUAUAAAUUACAUUAAUUAAAAAAAUUGAAAAAAUAUUCAGGUCCUUAAUCUGAUGAUAUAAUGGCUCAUAUAAAUGAAGAUAUGCUUAAUUUGCUACCUUUUUUAUUAAGGAUAAAAGAAUUGCAAAUUUAUUAUUUAAUAUCAAUAAAAGAGAUUAAAUUAGAAUUAUAAAAUAUCAAAGAAACUAAUUAAAAUUACUUAGCAGCAUAUCUAAAUAAUUUCAACCUUCAAAGUUAAUUACCUUUCAAAAUUAUGUAUAAGGAGAAAUUAUCUGAUAAACCAUUUUUUUUAGAAAUAAAUAAUUCUGUAUCUUCAUGGGAUACAACAUGUAAUUGCAAAUUUAUUUUAAAUAUAUUAUAUUUUAAUGGAAAACUCAAAAAUUAUGAACCUAUUUUGGAAACUUGUGAAGCAAUUAUAACUUUCUAAAAAAGUUCAGAAGAAUUAUGCUUUGAAACAAAAUUUAAUCAAUUAUUAUUUAAUAUAACUCCAUAACUCAUAUUUACAUUUUGCCAAUUAAAUCAGCAUUCAUUAUAAAUUAAGUAGUUUUUAUUAUAAGAUUUAAAUAAUUCCUAAGAUUAGAUUGUUGUACAAAAACAAUCUUUAACACAAAAAUUUGAAAUUGAAAUUGAAAAUGAUUUUGCAAAAUUGUUAGUCGAUUAAGUAGAAAUUUAACACUCCUAACAUUAUAAAACUAAAUAUAGAAUAUAAUUAUAAACUGCUAAUUCUGAUGAUGAAAUUUCUAAUGAAAAAACUACAUUACAUUCACGACAUGUUACAUUUCAUGAUUAAGAUCCAUCUCCAUAAAUGAAAUAAUAAACACCUAGUUUUAAAAAAUAAAAAUCAUUAUUAGAAGAAGAAAUUCUUUAAAAUUAAUAAACUGAUAAAGACCCAAUUAAAAGAAUUGCAAGCGAAAUUGAUGUUUCUGAAAAGUAACGUUUUGUGACUGAGAUUUUAGGAGAUUAUUUACCUAUUGAACAGAGUACAAAAUACAUAUUUGUAAAUUUAACUGUUUAAAAAUUAUUAUUUAAUUUGAAUGGCAUUGAAUAAUAUAUAAAUGAAAAAGAAAGUAAAUUUGUUAGAUGCACUGAAGUCAUGGCAUUUAAAAUUACCUCUCAAAGAAAUUUUUAUAGAUAUAGUUCUGUAAUUAAAACUAAAGAAGAAAGGACAUUUUUUUUGAAAACUGAUAAUAGAGAUCAUAAAUUAAAAACUAUAUAUUAUUUACUUUCAAUCAUAAAUAGAAAUUAAAAUUAAAUUAUCAUUUAUCAAAUAGAAUAAUUACCGAAAGCACCUUAUUUAAUAAAAAACAGAUGUUCCUAACUAAUAAUAUUCUAUUAAUAAAAUUUUGAAAAAUAAUAAUGUGUCUUAGAACCUGGAAAAUCUUCAGGCUUUUGUUGGGAGGAUCCUUUUUAAGCUCCAUAAUUAUAAUUAGAAAUUCAUUAUGAGGGUUAAACAAAAAGGUUUCUAAUUGAUAUUGAUAGAUUUAACAAUUAAGAAUUACAAAUUGAUAAACAAAUAGACUCAACUAUUGAUAAAGAAUAUAGUUUAGAAAUAUUUAAUGAUGGAUUAUAAAAAGUGAUUGUUUUAGCUGAAGCUGAAUCCUUAAAAAAGAAAAAAAAAUCAUAUAAAAUAACUUGUGAUUUAAUAGGAUUUUCAUUUAUUGAUGAAUGGGAAAUUUUAUAUGCAGAAGUGAAUAAAACCUAGUAUAUUUAAUAAUAAUAAUCGACUGAUAUUGUAACUUAUUAGAUAUCAGCUGAAAAUAUUUAACUUGAUGCAUGUGGAUUACCAAUACCAAAAAGAUAAUUAUACAUCAUAAACAAUUAAAUAAACAGUUUGAAUAAAUCUACUGGAUAAAAAAAGCCAUUAAUUUAAUCAUAAAUAAUGCAAGACACUUCCUCAUCACAUAGAGAAUAAUUAAAAUUAAAAAUCAAGCAAAAAACUAUUUCUGAAAUUUUGGUGCAUUUAAAAUACGUAAAAAUACGAAUUCCAAAUUACAAAAUUAUUGUGGAUAGUAAUUUAUUAUUAUAAGUGUUUUCUUUUAUUAAACAUACUAAACAAUUACUAGAUGCUUUUGAUACUCCAAAAUAAAAAUUCAAGUCGCUUUUAUUGUAACAAUCAUUUGAUAAGUUAAAUAAUUCAAACAUUAGUGAUAAACAAAUAUAAAUUUAAGCAAAAAAAAUUCAUAUAGAUAAAGUUAUAAUUAGACCUUUUUAGAUAAAAAUGAGGUUUAAAAAUUUGUUGAAUAUUGAAUAAGAACUUAAGACCCUACAUCAUAAAGCAGGGUAUUUAAUUUAAUAUUUAUAAUUAGCUUAAUCACUUUUGUUCUUAAUUAAUUUUAAAAAUUAAACCUUGAAUUUUAACAAUAUGUGAAAAAAGAUUAUUAAUAAUUUAUGGAUGCAAAUUACGAUCUUCAUAUUAAAGAAUUAUUUACUGUAUUUGGAGAUUCAAUAAGUCAAUAAGUAAAAAAUUUUUGAUAUUUCUAGAUAAGAUGUCAAGUAAAUCCUGCAAAUUUCUUAAAAAAUUAAGGUAAUCUUGCUAAUUAAUUCAUACAAGAAUUAAAUAAUUUAUAAAGUGAGAUGGAUAAAAAUGAUAUUUUUUAAGGCGGAUUACCUUUUAAAUUCUAAUUACUUUAAACUUUUUGUGUUAUUAGUAAAUCACUUUAUGAUGCUGCCUAAGAGACCUUUGUAACUGUCAUGUUGGGAAUUGGAACAUAUUGUGAAACUACACAAGUAGAUUAAAAUAUUUAAAGAACAUCAUUCUCAAAUAAGUUAUCAAAAUUAUUUAGAAGAGUUUCAGAUUUUUAAUUUAAAAGUCAAAAUACUUUAGAAAUUUCUUUUUAAAUGUUAAUAUCUAAAUUGAAAACAAGAAGAUUUCCUAAAUAUAUUCAUAAAAACAAAUAAAUCAUUUUAUACAACGAAGAUCUCUCUAAAUUUUAACUUUAUAGAUUAUGGAAAUUAGGACUGGAAUAAUAAUUUGAUCAUUUCUAAUUGUCUAUGAAUAGCUACUUAUUUUUAUCAAACUAACUUUUUAUUUUAUUGGAUACAUAAUACAAUUAAAUUUUAUUAGAAAUAAAUUAAAGAAUGUUUUAAUCUAUUACUAAUACAAAUUCUACUUGUGUAAUUAAAUAUUAUAAAUCUAAUGCAAAUAAGUACGAAGGUGAUGACGAUAUUGGUAUGAAGCAAUUAAAAGUAGAAAAACUAAUGCUAAACUUUACAAUAGAUGAAAAUGUAUUAUCAACAAUUACUAAUAUAAUUAAAUCUAAUGUAGAAAUCCUUAAUGUUAAAGAAAAUAAAAUAUUUAGUAUUAUGAUGCUAAUUUGA
Molecule: messenger RNA, 6214 nt
Organism: Paramecium sonneborni
Lineage: Eukaryota; Ciliophora; Oligohymenophorea; Peniculida; Parameciidae
Source: the annotation of a GenBank genome assembly